Emiliania huxleyi CCMP1516 is the source of this 663-nucleotide messenger RNA. Its product is annotated as carnitine O-acyltransferase. Gene Ontology annotation, biological process: fatty acid beta-oxidation. The record is from RefSeq and is a predicted model, not a curated record. Lineage: Eukaryota; Haptophyta; Isochrysidales; Noelaerhabdaceae. Gene Ontology annotation, molecular function: carnitine O-palmitoyltransferase activity. Gene Ontology annotation, cellular component: mitochondrion. Bases 13 to 537 code for a protein of 174 amino acids. The transcript has 4 exons.
GCGAUGGCUAAGAUGAGUGGCCGGACCGUCUCGACUUACGAGUCCGCCUCCACCGCCGCCUUCAAGCACGGCCGCACAGAGACGAUCCGGUCUGCCACGCCAGAGUCGCGCGCCUUCACCGACGCCUUCACCGACCCGGCGGCGACGCCGUCGGCGCGCGCCGCGGCGAUGCGCGCCGCGGUGCGCAACCACUCGCGCGUGAGCCGCGACGCGCUCAUCGGCGCCGGGAUGGACCGCCACUUGUGGGUGUUGCAGCGGAUGGCGGCGGAGCGAGGGCUCGCGCCGCCCCUCUUCGAGUCGGAGGCGUACCGCCGCCUCUCGAAGAUUGUCAUCUCCACCUCGACCCUCUCCUCGCCCGCCCUCGCAAACGGCGGUUUCGGGCCUUUCCACCCCGACUGCUUCGCCGUCGGGUACGUGAUCCGUGCCGACGGCUGCGGCGGCCAGAUCAUGACGUACCAGCGCGACUCGACCGGCUUCGCCGACUGCAUGGUCGCCGCGAUGCGCGAGAUGCGGGACGUGCUGCACGUCGACUCUUGACGCAGACAUUGCUCAUUGGCACGCGAGGAUGUUGCUCGUUUGUGGUAUUUAAUAAUAAUAAUAACUGACACCUCUCUACUGUGAGAUCAGGUGUAUUUUAUUUUUGCUUGGGUGGGCCUCAUGAUG